Molecule: messenger RNA, 2314 nt
Organism: Hemibagrus wyckioides
Lineage: Eukaryota; Metazoa; Chordata; Actinopteri; Siluriformes; Bagridae
Gene: cd37
Product: CD37 molecule
Exons: 10
Coding region: 135-869 (244 amino acids)
Cellular component (GO): membrane
Source: RefSeq, a predicted model, not a curated record
CCCAGGACUCCAAAGUCACUCUACAAUGCAGCACCAUAUGCAAAGUAUCUUCUACAUGGUCUCAUACAAGGUUGUCAUAUUUCACUCAGAUACAGUGUUAUCCUUUUUACUGGGAAAAUAUAUAUACAUGAGAUAUGGCAUCUGAGUGCUGCCUCAGUGUCACCAAGUACUUCCUGUUUCUCUUCAACCUAAUCUUUUUUCUGCUGGGUUUGUCCAUCUUGGGGUUUGGUCUCUGGAUAAUAUUUGCAGAGACAAGUUUUCUAAUACCUCCCCUUCGCUACCUAUCCCUGUCUCUCUUCUCCUAUCUGCUGGUCAUCAGUGGCUCUGUCACCUUGUUACUGGGCUUCUUUGGGAGCCUAGGUGCUCUGAAGGAAGUCAAAUGCAUGCUGGCAAUUUAUUUUAUCCUGCUCACCGUGCUUCUUGCAGCUCAGAUAAUUGGCACAGUUCUGCUCUUCACACAGAGAACUGCGUUUGAGAAUUCUCUGCAUGAGCAUGUUACUGGACUUAUCAAAUCAUUUGGGAAAAAUAAUACAAAUCUGAAGCAUUUUCAAGAACCUCUAGAACUCCUUCAAACACAGGCCCACUGCUGUGGCUGGAAUGGGGAAACUGACUGGGAACUGGUCCCUUGCUCCUGUUUCUAUAAAAAUUCUACAAAUAAUGCCACUGAUCACAUCUCAAGCCCCUGCCCCUGUCCACUAUUAUCAAAUUCCACAUGUUGGGUGUAUGAGCAGAACUGCAAACACGUUAUUAAAAAUUGGCUUGAUGCACAUCUUAUGAUCAUACUUGGAGUCGUCCUUGCGCUAGCUGUUGCAGAGAUAUGUGGUACCAUCCUUUCGAUGUGUCUGUAUAACUGGGUUUCCGUGGAUUAGUGGUACUCAGGAAGAACAUCAGCUACCAGAUUUCUGUAUUAUUCAUUCUGACAUAAUGUUCAUUUUCUAGCAGUAUUGUUUUCUGUACCUACCAGCAGUGGUAGUACAUUUUAUACCUGCAGUGGGAGUUCAUUUUAUAACCCCAAAUCAUUGGUUCCUGUACAUUAUUUCCCUGUGAUUGUCAUAUAUAGAAUUGUUGAUGUUAAUAAAUAAUAUUUUCAGAUAAUAGUGUGGUGUUGUUUAUAUUAAUAGAGCCUGUAUGUUUUUCUAAAAACUUUAGUUAUCGUUUCAGAUUUUCCAGUGUUUGACCCAGCCCUUAUUUCUCUAUGCCUGGAGCUUUUAAAGUAUCUGUUGCAUGUAAUCUUCCUGUCUUCCAGUAAGAAGGAAAAACAGAAGCACCUGUAUGUAUUUCACCAACAUAAUGAGUAUCUGUUGUCACACCUACACAAUGGAUGACCUCAAUCCUGUAGGAAGGUGGAGAGUUCUAUUCAAUGUAAUACUUUAUUGACUUUUUUAUUCAAUAAUACAAAUUAUGUAAAACAUAAUGUAUAGUAAAAUUUCAGGAUAGUUUAACAUUAGGUAUGUGAAUCAAACUGGAGAAUCUCCUAUUGAUAUAUGAACACUGGCCACAAUAGAAACCACAAACAAUAAUUCAAAAUAUAAUUUUAAAGAUCUUACACGUUAAAAUAUAUUACAACAUAAAAACGUUAUAAUUCCUGAAUCAGAGAUUACUGCAUUUGUAAUCCAACAUGUUCAUUUUAAUCAUGAGCAAUACAUGAAACUGGGGAAGGUCAGAGAGGAUAUGUGAUACUCGUGGGUAGACCCAUGUGGGAGAUGUUCAUAACUCAUCAGUUAUCAGAUGUUGUAUAUAUAUAUGCAGGUGUGGUGAAAAAAAAAGUUUGUUUCCUGGACAAACUGGACUGAAUAGGUUAGAGAAAGCUUGCUCCAUUUUUUACAUUUAGAUAAUCUAUUUUAAUAUCGCAAACAUGAUUAUAUUUAUACUUUUGAAAUUUUGAUAAUUUACUUCAUUAUUAUAAUGAUUUAAUAUCUUUGGCCAGCAUUCCUCAUUUACUCAGUCAACUGAAUAAUGGGACCUCGAGUUUCAGUCCUGAUUGUUUUCCUUGCUGUUCUCUCUGAUGGUGAAGUGCGCCGAUGUGCCAGUACUAAGGAAUGUGAGGAGAAAGUGUCUCAUCUGGUGGAGAAGGAAUGCUGUGAUACAGACUUCUGCAACUGACCUUGUUAUGCCCGGGACUCAAAAUGCUCAAUUAUAAUAAUGUAACUAAAUCAUUCCAGUAAUUAUUUAUAGCAACAUAAUCCUCAAUGUAAGCGAAUGAUGAAAGAAAAAUAUUUAGAGCAUGGUAAAUUACUGUAAAUUACACACCUGGAUUAAAACAAAAUAAAAUAAUGUGCAUGUCUGCAAAAGAAGAACAAUCAUUUGUCUUGUC